UUCCACACGAGCCUCGGAGACAAAUGAGAAAAGCAAAAAACGAGGCAUCAUCGGCGGCCAAGAGGUGGAAGUAGCUCGAAAGGCCUGGUAUCGCCCCGACAACGCCACCACCAGCCACCCCCACGGAGCCUGAAUAAUGAGGAGGCGUCCGCGGCGCCGGAGGCUUGGCCCGAGCUGAUCACCGCACCCCCCAGAGAAAAGACUGCGCGGAAAAAGUAAUACCAUGUCGAGAGCACUGCCGGUCGGCUGCAGGUGAUAUGGAAGCCGGGGACGAGCAGGACGAGGACUCGGCGGCGAUGAACGAGGUGAGCCUCGACAGCAGCAGCCACCGGCAGCACCGCCAGAGCACGGAUACGGUGAAGGUAGCGGCCAGGGUGCAGUGCUCGCUGCAGCGCUCGUCGUCGCGGCCGAGCCCACCUCCGGGCGAGGGCCUCGAGAGGGGGGAGGAGGAGCUCGGCUUUGACGGGGUACCAAGGAUCAGUCGAGCGAAGCGGCUGUCCUGCCAGGAGCCCAUCCGGCGCGACGAGGAGCUCGACAUGGACGCGGUCGGCAGGUACCUGGAGGCGAACGCGGGGCUGGCCGAGGCCUGGAUCCGGGAGAACGCGAGCCCAGAGCUGAAGCUGCGGCUGCAGGCGUGCUGUCUCGCGACGAGCAAGUCCUCCUCGACGAGCCUCCAGCACGAAGAGAGCGCGCUCAGCCGGAGCAAGCGUAACAGCAUCACCUCCGACUUGUUUCAGUCCUGGCUCGCCUCCAACUCGCCCGUCAAGCGCAGUCGCAGCCCCAGCAGGUGA
Copidosoma floridanum is the source of this 791-nucleotide messenger RNA. It is a transcript of the gene Pde6, whose product is annotated as phosphodiesterase 6. Gene Ontology annotation, molecular function: 3',5'-cyclic-nucleotide phosphodiesterase activity; protein binding. Lineage: Eukaryota; Metazoa; Arthropoda; Insecta; Hymenoptera; Encyrtidae. The record is from RefSeq and is a predicted model, not a curated record. Gene Ontology annotation, biological process: signal transduction.